CCUGACCUUAGUCCAUUCAGAUCAAUAGGGAAGUAAGGGAGAAAAGCGCAAUCGGAUCGUUUACACUGGCUCUUUUGGAGGAAAUAUAGACUUCCCUGACACUUUGUACUCACUGUAAAGUGGAUAUCGUGGUGCACACCAAGAGGGCGAUUCGCCGCUUUUUGUGACUCCAGCAGACAUUCUCCACUACAAUGUCUUUCCCACAGCUGGGAUAUCAGUACAUCCGACCCAUAUACCCGCAGGACAGGCAGGGGAUAGGCAGUGCUCGAGCCGGGACAGACCUGAGCCCGUCCGGAGCGCUCUCUAAUGUUCUCUCAACUAUGUACGGAUCACCUUUCGCUGCCGCACAAAGCUAUGGAGCUUUUCUUCCAUAUUCAAAUGAUCUAUCCAUUUUCAACCAGCUGGGGGCACAGUACGAACUGAAAGACAGUCCGGGUGUCCAGCAUCCUGGAUUUGCCCACCAUCAUCCCGCUUUUUACCCAUAUGGUCAGUACCAGUUUGGCGACCCGUCCAGACCCAAAAAUGCCACCAGAGAGAGCACCAGCACACUCAAGGCCUGGUUAAGCGAGCACCGGAAAAAUCCAUACCCCACCAAAGGCGAGAAAAUCAUGCUGGCCAUCAUCACCAAAAUGACCCUCACGCAAGUGUCCACCUGGUUCGCCAACGCCAGGAGGAGGCUAAAGAAGGAGAACAAGAUGACCUGGACCCCAAGGAGUCGCACAGACGAAGAAGGAAAUGUUUACAACAGCGAUCAUGACGGAGAGGACGGCGACAAACGGGAGGAUGAGGAGGAAAUCGAUUUGGAGAAUAUUGACACGGAGAAUAUAGAGAAUAAGGACGAUUUAGACGACCAGGAUGAACUGCAUUCUGAUUUGAAACUGGACGGCCGGAGCGACUCGGAAAUUUCGGACGGCUAUGAGGAUUUACAAGGACCUGAGCAAAGGUUGUUAAAAGCGAUGGUGAAAGACGUUAAAGAGAUUAACGGCGACCGCUCAGAACACUUUCACCAUCUUCAUCAUCAUCAUCACCACAACAACAACAACGUAGAACUCAAAGCCCAACAGGCCAACGGUGAGCCGGUCAAACUCAACCAGGCCAUCAUUAACACUCCACCCUCAGAAAACAACCCACCUCCGGCCCCAAAACCUAAGAUCUGGUCUUUGGCAGAGACAGCAACAACUCCAGACAAUCCACGCAAAUCUCCUCUUAUGAAUGGGACAUCCGCUGCGCCCGCCGCUCAGACCAUCAUCGCUCCUCACAGACUCCUUUCGUGUCCCGUAGGGAAAAUCCAGAGCUGGGCAAAUCGGGGUUUCACCGCACACCAGCUCGCCUUGCUGAACUCUAACCAUUAUUUUGGACUCAGUAGCCAAGCUUCGGCGAAUGGCCUCGCUCUCUACAGCAGACAAGCCGAGGACAGGAGUCAAAACUCCGAGUCCACAGUCACAGGUACAUGUCACCCACACUGAGAAGCGCAGAGACAUGCAAUUCAUUUUUAUUGACAUUAUUAAGACUGUACUUGCAGACUGGACGCGCACUAUUCUUUUUAAGGCCCCCCCCCCGGACCAUUUGCUCACUACUACUGUGAAACAUUCAAGUUAAAAAGAUUUACACUUGAUAUGCAAAUGCCCAUUGGAGAGUACUUAUCUUAUUUUGUUAUAUUCUACCUUUUGCUUUUCAAAUUUCCAAAAUUAUGUCAUGGGAAAAUGUUGGAAAAAGUUUCAGUGGCUUUUUAAAAAGGUGUGUUAGUGUGUGUGUGAAUUUUGAUAGCCCUUCUCUAGGCCGCAAACUUUUCUCAUUUUAAACAGCAGGCCAUUAGAUCUCGAAAUCUUUUUUUUUUGUAUUUUUUUUUUUAAAGGCUUUAGAAUUGUAUGUUUUGUUUUUUUUUUUUUUUUCUUUUUUUUUUUCCGUUUGUUGCUGUUGUUGUUAUUGAUGUUAUAAUUUCAGAAAGAUCUAGUGCCUUGGAAACAGAGAAAAAGUUGUUAGAAACAACCUUCCACCCUGUUCAAAGACGGUAAGAACGGAGAUCUUAUAUUAUCUGUGCAUUAUUUUAAUUUAGCGUAUUCCUUUUAGAAAUGUUUCUUUUCUUUUUUUUUUUUUUUUUUUUUUUAUAAAUAUUUGAAUAUCGCAUAAUGUCCAUGCAUGACUGUUUAGUCACUGGCUCGGGUAAUUGGUCUAAACAUGAUUUAUAUAUUGUGCUUGUGCAAUAAUGAACCGAGAUGUUAAACCAAUACAUCUCCAAUGCGUCGAUAUUUCAGAAUGCUUAAGUCAAAAAACAGUGUUGUGUUCUAUACUUGCUUGCAGAUUUAGUUUCACUGCGUGUUUUUUCAUGCUUCCUUUUAAUAUUCCCAUAGGCCCCAGAACCAACUCGGAGCUGCCAUAGUAUUAUCCGCCCUCUCGACCUCUUAGGGUUUUCUUUCUUUUUUGUUUGAUUCUCAUUAUAACCUGUGUAAGGAAUGUAAAAUAAAAAAAUAACACUCUUCUGUAUACUUACAUUGCAAGCAUGUCCUGUGUACAAUGGCUGAUGUUAAUGCUGUCAGGCCAAGUAGUCUGUGAGUCCCAUUUUCUUUUGUAAGCUCUGUGAGGAUUUGAUGUUGAAAUGUUUUGUAUAUAACGUGAAGAAAAUGUAUAUACUUGUGAUCCGAAAUUGUACAAGAAAGUCUAUAUUUUGGCUAAUAAAUGAACCGCUGCAACU
Molecule: messenger RNA, 2692 nt
Organism: Xyrauchen texanus (razorback sucker)
Lineage: Eukaryota; Metazoa; Chordata; Actinopteri; Cypriniformes; Catostomidae
Product: iroquois-class homeodomain protein irx-3-like
Exons: 2
Coding region: 192-1466 (424 amino acids)
Biological process (GO): cell development; neuron differentiation; regulation of transcription by RNA polymerase II
Cellular component (GO): nucleus
Molecular function (GO): RNA polymerase II cis-regulatory region sequence-specific DNA binding; DNA-binding transcription factor activity, RNA polymerase II-specific
Source: RefSeq, a predicted model, not a curated record